GGAUACAAAAGACAUAUUGUAAAGUUUUUGAUUUUAAACACUGAUGGCGUUGAUGAUUAAAUCUGCUUGAUCGACAAAAAAACAUAACCUAACAACUGACUACAACAACUUUAAAGAACGUUUAAUAUCAAUAACUUUGAAAUGUUGUUCAUUAAUUAAUGACUGGAAUAAAUACAAGUUAAAAGUUUUUUAUCGAUAACAAUUGUUGGUGAAUAUUUGUUUUUACUGUAAAUAAUAUAAUUGUUGACAAAAUGUCUGAAGAAGAAGUUGACGAUUAUUUCUUCAUGAAUCGUCCUAGACGAAAAUUUACUAAAGAACAACAAAUGCUUGGUAUGUGGGCUGAUGACAGUGAUGAAGAGGAGCUCCCUGCAAGAGCUCCAACCAGAGUCUUCAAUAAAGGGCCAAAAAAUUAUACUGCUCCAGUAAAUUUUGUUGCUGGUGGUAUUCAGCAAUCAGGAAAACCUGUAGAAGAGAAGAAAGAUGAAGAAAAGAAAAAAGAUGACGAUGAUGAUGAAGAAUCAAUGGACGUUAUGAACACUUCUAGUGAGUCAGAUGAUGACAAUAUAAAAAACAUGAAACCAAGAUCAUUUGCUAUGAGAUUGGAAGGCGAGGGAAUAGCAGGGUUACGUAAAAAAAGAACACCAAUUAAUCCAGCUUUGAUGAAAACUGGAGUUGGUAGCUGGGAAGUUCACACGAAAGGAAUAGGAGCUAAACUGCUGCUUCAGAUGGGUUUCGAGCCUGGAAAAGGAUUAGGAAAACAAUUACAAGGAAUAAGUGCUCCAGUAGAAGCUCAUUUGAGAAAAGGAAGAGGGGCUAUUGGUGCAUAUGGACCAGAGAAAGUUGCAAAAGUUCCAGAAAAGAAAGACGAAGAUGCGGAGAAGGAAAAAGAAUUCAAAGCUAAAUUAGCACAUUGGCGUAAAACUGAUGGUAACGUGAAGAAAAAGACUAAAUAUACGUACAGAAGUGCGGAUCAAGUAGUGGAAGAAGGAAAACUAAAACCAGGAUUAAAAGGACCAAUUGGAAAUGAUAUGAGUCGAGUCAAAGUUAUUGACAUGACUGGACCAGAGCAGAGAGUAUUAAGUGGUUAUCAUGCUAUUGCUGGCCAGAAAAGACCAGAGGAAUUAAUCACAGACAUUGAUAGAAAAUCUUUAACGAAUUUUUCUUUACCAGAACUUCUUCACAAUUUAAAUUUAAUUGUCGAAAUGUGUGAACAGAAUAUUAUUCAAAAUGACAGGCGUACUAGACAUUUAAGUGAUAGAGUUGUAGCUCUGGAAGCGGAGAAAAAAAAUAUGAUGAAGGUCAUAACCAACCAUGAAAAGCUUAUUGAUACUCUAGAAAACGUUCUUACAAUAGUGGAUAAAUUAAUGGAUAACAAUGAUGAAAUGACUCUAGAAGAAACAGCUGUAGCGUUUAAAAAACUUCAAGAUGGAUAUUAUGAAGAAUAUAAAGCAUAUGGAUUAGGAGAAUUAGCUAGUAGUCUUGUAGUUCCCAAAAUUAAAAGCUGUUUAAGUAGUUGGAAUCCAUUAAUAGAAUCUAGUCAACAUAUACACAUGAUUAAAGAGUGGAAAAAUAUUCUAGAAGUUGGAACAGACUCUCUUCAACCGAAAAAUGGAAUGUAUCCAUAUGAUCAAUUGAUUUGGAAUUCUUGGAUGCCAUCAAUUCGCGGUGCUGUACAAGAGUGGAUUUGUAAACAGCCGGAUCCAUUGAUUGAAUUGUUAGAAAAUUGGAUGCCAUUGUUACCUCGAUGGAUUUUAGAUAAUAUUUUAGAUUUAUUAAUACUUCCAAAGUUGACGUUAGAAGUAGAAGAGUGGAAUCCACUUACUGAUACCAUUCCAAUUCAUACUUGGAUUCAUCCGUGGUUACCAUUGAUGGGAAAUCGUAUGGAUAUUUUAAUAUAUCCAAUAAUUCGUCGUAAAUUAGGAUCAGCUCUUGGAGGUUGGCAUCCUUCUGACAGAUCAGCACGAUUAAUAUUAGAACCGUGGUCAGAAGUCUUUUCGAAAGGCGAUAUGGAAGCAUUUUUAGUUAAAAAUAUCUUGCCCAAGUUGCAAAUUGUGCUUUCUGAUUUUAUUAUCAACCCACACCAACAACAUUUAGAUCCAUGGAACUGGGUGUAUGAGUGGGCUUCUUUGUUACCAACUCACACGAUGGUUGGUUUAUUAAAUGAAUUUUUCUUCCCCAAGUGGUUGCAAGUAUUAUCUUCAUGGCUUAACCACUCGCCUAAUUAUGAACAAAUCACUCACUGGUAUAUGGGGUGGAAAAAGAUGCUAAAUGAAAAAUUAUUAGCAGAACCUAUCAUACAAGAACAUUUCAAUCAAGCAUUAGAAAUGAUGAAUCACACUGCUAUCGCAUCUCAAGGUCAUCAACCUGGUGCUAUGGAACAAGUUUCAUAUCUGACAAGUUUAGAAAGAACUCAGUCACAAAUUCCGGUUACUCCACAACCGAGAAUAGAGAAUAUUGUAGAAGCUGUUCGUUUUGCAUCACGAAUGCCCCAUGGUUUUAAAGAACUUGUUCAGCAAAAAUGCGAAGAUAGGGGUAUUCUCUUUAUGCCGAUUCCGAAUCGAUAUCGUGAAGCUAAACAAGUUUAUAAAGUUGGAAAUGUGCAAGCUUAUAUCGAUGGAAAUUCUCUUUUCGUCAAUCACAAAAAUUCUAAUUGGAUACCAACAAAUCUCAAUUCUCUACUCGACAUGGCUGAAAUUUAAUUACUUAAUACAUUAUCAUGUAAGACUA
Messenger RNA from Chelonus insularis, 2727 nucleotides. RefSeq names its product septin interacting protein 1 (gene sip1). Lineage: Eukaryota; Metazoa; Arthropoda; Insecta; Hymenoptera; Braconidae. Gene Ontology annotation, biological process: spliceosomal complex disassembly. The coding region runs from base 252 to 2699 and encodes 815 amino acids. Gene Ontology annotation, cellular component: U2-type post-mRNA release spliceosomal complex. Gene Ontology annotation, molecular function: nucleic acid binding. The transcript is spliced from 6 exons. The record is from RefSeq and is a predicted model, not a curated record.